This is a messenger RNA of Loxodonta africana (African savanna elephant), 5762 nucleotides long. RefSeq names its product TSSK6 activating cochaperone (gene TSACC). Lineage: Eukaryota; Metazoa; Chordata; Mammalia; Proboscidea; Elephantidae. Gene Ontology annotation, molecular function: protein-folding chaperone binding. Bases 3878 to 4252 code for a protein of 124 amino acids. The transcript has 2 exons. The record is from RefSeq and is a predicted model, not a curated record. Gene Ontology annotation, cellular component: cytoplasm.
ACCUAAACCCGCUACCCUCCGGACCGCCGCCAAUCACCGCACCGGCUUCCUUGACUGGCACUAAAACAGACCAAUUGAAAUUCUUAUCCCCGCCCCUUACGCAAGAACGGCAGGGCAAGCUAGAUAGAGAGCGCAGUGAUGGACCUGGGAGGGCACAGGCGCUUGCGCUAUAGGGUGACCGCUCCCGGCCGCGUGCGGCGCGAAGCUCAGCGCAAGCGCCAAGGCUCAGGCAGUUGGUCGGCCUCCUACUGCGCAUGAGCAACAACUACCGGGGAGGGUGCUGGGGUAGAGGCUCUGAACUAACGCCGCAGGUGAGGUCGUUAAACUGUGUCGUGCGCCUCGGCUCCUCCCGGACCGUGAAGGUCAAGGAAUGCGUACCGGUUCCCACUCUUUGUUCCUGUCUUAAGCAAGGGGGAGAAAUAGAAGGGCUGUACUUCAGCCGGCCGUUGAGAAGAGACCUAGCGGGUUUGAAGCGGGUGAGAUGGGUGUGGUAGUCCUGCAGGGCUGGGCGGUAACGACCCUUCCGCAGGGCACGCUGGGAGUUGUGGCUCAUCUCCUCUGGACUCUGAGCUGUGUGUAGAGAGGUGAUGGCUUCCGUUUUCCCCGUUACCUAAAACACUUCCUUACGUAUUCCUUCUACUGCUUCGAGGUUUUCUUCCUCCACGCCCAAUUUCCUACCCUUCCCUUCGGUCUUCAUCCACUCAACUGCGGACCCGUUAGAGAUGACAGGAGCUGGAGUUCUUAAAUUGCCGCACAGGACAGAGAAGGGACUGAUGCUGCAGACAUUAGGCAUGGAGAGAACACCCUUUUAAGGAAGAGAGUAAUUGGUGCUGCCUUCUGUGGAGAUUUUGUGGUCCAUUCUUAGACUCUUAAGGUUUCGGCUUGGUAUAAUUACUAUUUCCUGCAGAAGAAAAACCAAACCCGUUGCCAUCAAGUCGAUUCCGGCUCAUAGAGGAAGCAAUAAUUAUAGAAACAACUGUUUGCCAAACUAAUGAAGAGACUGUGGGGAGUGCAAACAAUUCAAGAGGACUAGAUUGUUCGAACGCACCUAGCAGCUUUGCGGGAGAAAGACCUGGUGAUCUGUUUUUGUAAAGAUUACAACCAAGAAAACCUUAUGGAACAGUUCUACGCUGUAACGCAUAGGAUCUAUAUGAGUCGAAAUCGACUUGAUGACACCUAACAACAGAUUAUCAAUAAAGAUUAUCAAUAAGUCACUUAUGUUUGGCCAUGAAAAUUGACAGUCUAAGACCUACUGAAGAAGAGCUUAUGAAAUUGUCGGUAGUAAAAAUAAUAGUGUGGGUUGUUGAUCAUGCAAUGCUGUGAUUCUUUCCCAGGUACCACACCUGCUGGUAUUCAGAUGGAGCAGCACACUAGUCAGCCCACUAACAAAAAAGAUGAAAAAGGUGUGUGUCAGAAGCCCCACUUCCUUUCACUUAAAAGCCACACCUUCCUAAAUGCUCAGCAUUUGGGAUAAUGAUUCUAGUUUUAUGUUCAUUUUCCCCUGUUCAUUGGAAGGUAUUUGUGUUUAUUCUGCAUUUCCCACUAAAUGGGGACAUUGCUGUAUUCCCAGUGCCUAGAACUGGAUCUCUCAUAUAGUAGAUUCUCAAUAAUUAUUUGUUGAAACAAUUUCUUAUUUUUCUUUUGUGUCUUUUAAUACUUAUAACAAGAAUUUACUUGUACAGUGGUCCAAGAAGACAUGGCCUUGAACAGAUACUCAGUUUGAGUGGGACAGUCCUCUGGGAGCCAGGGAAAUGCCUGAGGCAGUCUGACUCCAGAGCCUGUCCACUUAACUGUAGGUGGAAUAGACUAUCUGAGUAGCCUACUUUGCCAUAGCUUGGACAUAAAUGAACUCAUUCUUUUUACAGAGUCUAUAAUGCAAUGGUUAAAAAAAAACAAAAAGACAUGACUUUAAAGUCUACAGGCCCAGCAUUGCCACUUACUUAUUGUGGAAUCUUAAGCAAGUUUCUUAAUCUAUUUAAGUUUCCUCAGAUAACAUGGAGAUAGUGCUGCCUACCUUACCAGGUUAUGGUGAGGAAUAUAUAAGAUACUGUACGUAAAGCAUUGUUUUAUUUUCUCUGUCCUGCCUCCUUUUGCUGCUUCUCAACCUAAUCCUCUGUUCAAUAUUGUCUAGUCAGAAAUAUGAUUCUUUAGUAUAGAGUAUAUGUAAAGUGUUCUUUAAACUUUACAACCCGGUAGGAAGUGCAUCCUUUUAUACACGGAAAGGGCUCAAAUUAUUUAGAAGUGCCUUUGCAUGGAAAUUAGCAAAUUAACAGAUAUUCAAAUGGUGAGAAGAAUCUUGAGAUUUGAGUUGCAGCUUUUAUCUCCUUACCACUCUGCAUGAGCCGUCAAAUGAUUGAUGACUCUAGGGCAGGCCUGAGGAGAAGAUGGAGGACCUACUGUCUUGUUAGAUGCCAUUGAGUCAGUUCUGACUCACAGCAAUCGCAUGUACAAUGUAAUGAAACACUUAUCUUGCACCAUCCUCAAGAUCCUUGCUAUAUCUGAGCCUGUUGUUAUAGCCACUGGGUCAGUCCACCUCUUUUUUGCUGACCCUCUGCUUUGCCAAGUAUGAUGUCUUUCUCUAGGGACUGGUCCCCCCGAUAACAUGGCCAAAGUAUGUGAGAUGAAGCCUCGACAUCCUUACCCCUAAGGAGCAUUCUGGCUAUAGUUUUUCCAAGUCAGAUUUGUUCAUUUUUUUGGCAGUACAUGGUAUAUUCAAUAUGCUUCACCAACACCAUUAUUCAAAUAUAUCAGUUCUUCUGUUUUUGUAAAAAUGGCUUGGGCAUGGCGUCAGACCUCCUUCCUUUUAAGGGGGAGGGAGAACCAAGAUCAACAGCCCUAGGCUGAUUCCUAUGAGGCGGAGGUCAAACAUGCCUCCUCUCUUCGCCAUCUUUACCAAUUGUAACAGGUUACAAUUCAGGCUCAGGGACACUCAAAGAUACAGUUCUUAACAUCAACACAGCCUCUUCUCAGCUGUGCUCACAGGCACACCUCUCCCUGGCCCUCAGUCUCUGCCCAAAGGCACUCAGCUUUCUCACUCCGUGGGCUGGGAAACCCAUUUCCCUGUAUCCUGUGGGUCUCUAUUGCCGGUUUCUCCUUCCUUGGUGGAGGUGGUACCUUCUUCUUCCCUCUGGGGUGGCUCAUUUCAAGUCCAGCAGGAUGGCAAAACUGACCAAUCCCUUUGGUGGGCUACAAUUACCCUAUCACACAGUCCUGAUCAGUCACUUGGGUGGGAGUUAUAAGACCAUGGCUAGAAGGGCCACACACAAAAACAAUCUGUCACACCGCAGUCUUCCUUAUUCAUUGUCCAGCUUUCACAUGCCUGUGAGGUGAUUGAAAAUACCAUGAUUUGAGUCAUGCGCACCUUAGUCCUCAAAGUGACAUCUUUGCUUUUUAACAUUUUAAAGAGUUGUGUCGUAAUAUCACUAGCUCCGAUUUGUCUCCCUAACGACCCAAGAAACUGUCUUCUUACAUAUCUUGCAUAUCCUCUAGGAUCUAGCCCAGCAGUCACUAUGUAAUGCAUCUCAGUGAGAACUUGUAAGAUGUAAGCGAAUUAAGUUUUAGCUACCCCACCCCUGCCUGGUUUCCCUAAUCCCACUCAGGUUUCUUUUCGUCUUAUGUAUCUUUCCUAAAGAUGUUUGGAAACCCUGGUGGCGCAGUGUUUAAAAGCUACGGCUGCUAACCAAAAGGUCGGCAGUUCGAAUCCACCGGGUGCUCCUUGGAAACCCUAUGGGGCAGUUCUCCUCUGUCCUGUAGGGUCGCUAUGAGGUGGAAUCGACUCGAAAGCAGUGGGUUUGGUUUCAAAGAUGUUUAGGGCAAGGCCUCAGCACUUUGUAGACCAGGUGCAGGGAUCUAAUUAGAAAGGCCACGCCUUGUUGGAAUGAGUUCUGAUUUAGUGGCCUCUGACUUUGUUCCAGCCAAAGAGGAAGUUAGUGCUGUGCCUCUCUGCCGAGCCAAACCCUCCCCCAGCUAUAUUCAUCUUCAAGCAAGCUCCCCAGCAGGCACUUGCUUGAACAUCCAGACAACAAAGCUACCCUCAGGAGUUAACCACAAGCCCAAGGAAUGCAUAGGACUCCUAGAAUGUAUGUAUGCCAAUCUCCAGCUCCAGACCCAGCUUGCCCAACAACAGAUGGCCAUUCUGGAGAAUUUACAAGCAUCCAUGACACAACUGGUUCCUGGGAGGGAAAGCAAGACCUCUCUCCCAGCUGUAUCUCAUAAUCUGUUUUUAAAUCACUUGCCCCAAUUCAGUAAAUGAACUGUGGAACAAAGUUAUUGUGUAAACUUUUCCCUCUCUCUUCCCAGUCAACAUUUGAUGGAAUCUGGGCAUAUAUUCUUCAUGUGGUUGGUUUAUUCACAAGUUCAUAGUAAGUGUUCGUUGAGUAUAAAGCAUUAUACAAGGCACUUGGGGAUACAUGUUACAGAAGAGACAGUUGUGGGGGAUUUACUGUCUAACAAGGCAGAUAAAACAGAUAAUUCACUGCAAAAUUUAGUGGUGCUCUAAGGGGGAAUGAGAGUUCAGAGAGAACAUUGGAGGUUACUGAGAUACAACUGGACCAGCCUUGGAAUCUUGCUGGAGGAAGUAGCUUUAUGAUGAUAUUUGAAGAAGGGGAGCGAUUGGGUGGUAUGGACAAAUGGAGUCAAGUAGUUACAUGUCAGGUGGAAAAAUUGGACAAAGACCUGGAAGUAGGAGAAUAAACCAACAGAAAUGAGGAACAGAGAAAUGAUGGCAGCUUUCCCCACCACCAGAAUAUGGGGCAGGAGGAGGGAUUAGGUAGAAAGAAGACCUGAAAACAGGGCAGCUCUCCCUGGGGACUGUCUCUGAUAGCAGCUAUUGGAAGCUCUGAUUUUACUGGAAGCAGUGGAGAGACAUUGGCAGCUUGCAAAUAGCAGCAAAGUACACAUAAGGGAGUAGACACACCGUGGGCAAAACAUUUUGGCGGGGGAGAGAGAAUGGUAGCUGAGAGGCCUGCGUAAAGUAAUAAUAGUGAUCUGAUGUAAAAUUACCAUGGUCUGGAUAAAGGGUUUAGAAAUGAAGACAGGAAAUGGGUAAAUCCAAGCAGAGAUGGAGUAGUCUUGAGCAUGAAAACACCAAGAGUCAGCAGUCUCUAAGUUGGGAAGUCAGUUUAGUUUUAAGGAGGUUCAGGUCCAGCCCUGAGUUUUCAGUAUUUGUGAAGGAGGCAACUGAGGUUGGCCUAGCUAUUUGAGCCACAUGAAGUCACCACUUUCUCUUACAGGCUUAUUGGCAAAUUACUCUUGAGACUGGGUCCUUGUUACGGAUUGAAUUGUGUCGCCCAAAAAUGUGUGUCAACUUGGCAAGGCCAUGAUUUCCAGUAUUGUGUAAUUGCCCACCAUUUUGUCAUCUGAUGUAAUUUUCCUAUUUGUUAUAAAUCCUGUCUCUAUGGUGUUGAUAACAUGGGAUUAGUGGUAGUUAUGUUAAUGAAGCAGGACUAAAUCUACAACAUUGGAUUGUGUCUUGAGUCAAUCUUUUUUGAGAUGUAAAAGAGAGAAGCUAGCAGAGAGUCGGGGGACCUCAUACCACCAAGAAAGCAGUGCUGGGAGCAGAGCGUCUCCUUUGCACGCAGAGUUCCUGCACAGAGAAGCUCCUCAACCAGGGGAAGGUUGAUAACAAGGACCUUCCUCCAGAGCCAACAGAGAAAGCCUUCCCACUUCUGUAUUAUUUUGAAAAAAAUUGCAGAUGUUAUAUAAUUAUACUGUAAAUGUUUUAGUAUGUAUCUCUAAAAUGUAAAGAGUACUUAAAAAAAAAA